Messenger RNA from Acyrthosiphon pisum (pea aphid), 1120 nucleotides. RefSeq lists its product as uncharacterized. The coding region runs from base 101 to 700 and encodes 199 amino acids. The transcript has 4 exons. The record is from RefSeq and is a predicted model, not a curated record. NCBI's taxonomy places the organism in Eukaryota, Metazoa, Arthropoda, Insecta, Hemiptera, Aphididae.
CAUAGUUUACGCAUAAAAACUGACAAAACAUUGUUACCGAGUUUAUUACCAACGUUUACGAGCCAAGUACCGCUUGCUAUUUGAAAGGAAAUCAGUUAAAAUGGUGCACAUUAAAAGUCAUAGUUUGAAAUUCGUGUUUUUCCUAUUUUGCUUGUCACAGGUACAAGCAGGCACAAAACUUCUUCCUGACAAACCAGAUAGUCCAUUUGAUGAAUUAUUCAGAGAGUUCUCCAAGUCAGUUACCAAAAUUUCAGAAAAGAUCCAAUUAAGAUUAUCCGAAUCUGAUGUCCAUGCCGAUAAGUAUUUCGACCAUUUGAAAGAAAACGUUGAAAACACUAAUGAACAUUUUCAAGAAAUUCUUCAAAAGGUCCAUGAAAGAGUAGAAAAAUUCCAAAAACAGAUGUAUGAUGCUGUUCAACAACAAAUCGAACGUGUGAGCGAAGAAUUAAAAGCCAGGGAUCCAGAAAUCGGCGAGAAGGUCAAGAAAUUAAAAGCAGAAUUAGCCGAUUUGAAAGAAGACCUUAUGAAAUUAUAUGAAGAAAUCAAGAAACUGUUUUUGGAACGUUUCAAUGAGUUGAGGGACGAUAUUAGAAUCAAAACCAAACCAAUCGUCAAACGUUGGACACCAAUCGUCAAGGACAUAGAAGAGAUUAUAUUGGCUUUGAUCCCUGAUAAGAAGAAAGAAAUCAAGAAAAACUAAUAAAUAAGACUUAUUAAUUUCAUAUACAAUUAACAUUUUAUUUGUUGUAUUUUCUAUUAAUAAUGUUUUGAAAUAUUAAUUUGCUGUAAAAAGUAAAACUUGUCAUACAAAUUUUACUUUUACCUAUUUUAUUUUUUACUAUUAUAAUAUAUUAUCCAUUACUAAACCUAUAAACUACUUUCUUUAGUGCUGAUCCAAAGGUUAUCAUUUAUCAAAGGAAGUAUGAUUACGGAUGAUCGUUCGACUUUACAUCUCAUCACGGAUCGACUAAAGUCUAAAUAUUUUAUAACAGAUAACUUUAAUUGGCAUUUUAUUCAACUGUGGGUGCCAUUAUUGUUUAUCGAGUAAGUGUACUAGACUAAUAUGGACCACUGUUUGCUUAUCGAAUACAUAAUAAUAUAAUAAUUAGUAGGAACUCGA